CGAGAAUGAGUUCACAGUUUUGAUAAACAUUUCAACAAUUGAAGCGUUUUAUGGCAAAUGAAUGCAAAGUCACGUCACGUGACUCGCAGUGAGUGUUGUGCUCGAGAUGUGGUCGAGAAGCGCUCUCAACGACUCUUUGUCCGCCAUUUCAGAACAAAUCGGCGGAAAAUUUGCGACAAUUUCUCAAAAUGUGAACAAAAGUCUGCUUUCGGGUUCGGAAGAUUUGGACCGAAAAGAGACCACAAGAAGACAUCUGGAGGCGGAAGUGCUUCUGCUGAGACGCGAGCUCUCUCUUCGGGACGCACCAGAGUUGUCUGAAGUGGUUUUGGACGACACUCGCGACGACAGCGACGCUCGAGACGACAGUUUGGACGCAAUCAGUCGUGAGGCGCGACGUCUCGUCUCUUUGGACGCCGAGUUGGAGAAGACGUCUCGCGAUAGAGACCAUUGGCAGCGAUUGUUGGAAAUCGAGAACGAAAGGCAUUUGGAGUUGACGUCGAGUCUCGAGAAAAUCAUUCAAAUUAAAGACUCAUUGAAAGAAAGAAACUCAGAAUUGGAGAAAAGAGUGAAAGAAUUCGAAGAAAAAGCGGAAGAAAAGGCGGAACCACUCGUGACGUCAUCGCUGGUGCGCGAAGAACCCGAAGGCCAGUCGCGCGAAGUGCAGGAAUGGGAGCGAGAGAAAAGCGUGAAAAACGAAGAGAACUUGAAACUAAAGGAAGAGUUGUUUCGUUUGAGAAAACAUUUGGUUUCAAUUGAGGAGAACUUUACGCAAGAAGUGGUCGCGAGCGCAGAGAAAGAGCGCGAAAUCCGAACCAGAAAUGAAUGCCUCGAACAGCAGUUGCGGGAAAUGCGCGAAAAGGACAGCGCGUUCGACAACACUCUCCGGAGCGCGCGCACGGAGCGGGACAUCGCGCGCAACGAGUGCUCGCGUCUGGAGGACCGCGUGCAACAAUGCGCGGCGUCGGUGGCGAACCUCCAACUCGUGAUCGAACAGAUCCAGCGCGAGAACGAACGCAACAACAGCGACGCCGAGCGCAGACACGGCGUGGAGUUAUUGGUGGAGCGGAAGCGCGUGGACGACGCGUUGGAAGCGCUGCGGAGGGCGGAGGCGCGCGAGGCGGAGGCGAGGGAGGCGUUGGGCGCGGCCGCGCGCUUGACCACGUUGUUGGACGAGAACGAGCGGAAGAACGAGACGCUGAAGCAAUUUGGUAACUUUCUUGUUGUGCGCAUGACUAGUGAUUGUUGGGCGACUUGUGGUUUAAUCUCAUUUGGUAACUCUGGGCAAUUGUUGUCUCGAGACUCCAGAGUGUCAUUUGGGAUUCGAACCAAAACGCGCCGAAACCGCAAAGACUGUUGUAUUGUUGUCUCGGGAGUGAGUAUUACAUCAGGUACUGGUCUUGAGUUCGAAUCCACGCAACAAAAGGAAACGAGAAUCGCGAGUCUCGAGAAGAGCGUCGACGCGUGGAAAGUGUCCAGCGAAGGCAAAGUGGACAAACAAGUGGUCAAAUCCCUGCUCUGCGGCUACUUCUGCGCCAAAGACGAGCAGAAGCCGGAAGUGCAGCGCUUGUUGGCGCGCGUUCUCGACUUCAACCAACAGGAGAUGGACAGAUGCGGCAUUCACAUCGGCCGCGCGCGUCCCAGCGAAACUUCCGAUUCUUUGUCCCAAAAAUUCGUUCAAUUCCUGGAAAAAGAAUCCCAAAAACCAAAGACUGAAAAGAAUGCGGAAAUCGCGAGAAAUCUGUCCAAAACUCUGAUCCAGAGUUCGCAACGAAACCCAUUCCUGACGCAAACCCAGACGCCGUCUGUCGGCCUUUCCUCGCAAUCGCAGUCCGCCAUCGGUUCGCGUCACUCGUCCGCCAACUCCUCCACAGACAACCUAUUGUUGGCGCCCGCAGUGACGCCGCUUCUCAUCGUCUCCACGAAUACUCAUUUGAAUCCUCAAUAA
This is a messenger RNA of Medioppia subpectinata, 1945 nucleotides long. The record is from the annotation of a GenBank genome assembly. Lineage: Eukaryota; Metazoa; Arthropoda; Arachnida; Sarcoptiformes; Oppiidae.